Molecule: messenger RNA, 1670 nt
Organism: Mycena citricolor
Lineage: Eukaryota; Fungi; Basidiomycota; Agaricomycetes; Agaricales; Mycenaceae
Source: the annotation of a GenBank genome assembly
AGCUGAUGAUGUUCCUGAUCCAGUUGGCCAUGUGCUCGAACUCGCUUGUUUCCUGCCCUUUAUCUACAGUAUCUGCCCGCUUUUGAGAGCAUCCGAUCAAACGUUCGUCCUGGCACGCUUCCUGUAUAGGAAAGCACGGUGAAAACUCUUGACGCGUCUUGGCGUCCCGCUCCGCUCUCCUUACCCAUCUAUCUGCUUCACCUAUCUAUCUUAUUCAAUCGGAUGGCUUGUAACGAGAGGACGAAGCUGAUAGAGCAUCGCGAUGAAGAACGACACGUCGGGCAACAUCCCCACUUGGAUCAAGAAGUUGCAGUCGCACUGCAGAAGUCAGAAGAUGGUAGACGGUUGUUGGAGUAUGACGACCUUCCGCACUCUUGGAAGAACAACCCGUUUGUCGUGCACGGUUAUCGAUACGUUCCGUUGUCCAGAUUCCCAGUUCUCGUAGCUUCCGUAUUUAUGGCUCAUAACGAGUUUCUCAACAUCCAAACCCACCUGUUGCCGCUCCUAUUCUGGGUUCUUACAGUGCCAGAAACGAUUGCCGAAACGAUCUUCACCGUCUGUGUUCUGAUCUGUUUGGCAAGCAGUGUGGUCUGGCAUACGAUGGCAGGAUGUGCGCACUAUGAGACUUUGGUAUUCUGUGCGCGACUGGACUACAUCGGCAUCGGAUGGCUCAUCUCCGCAUGCACCGCCAGCAUCGUCCUUUACGCAUUCGACGAUCGAAUCCUACUGCAAUGGGCUUUUCUUGGUCUGUCGUUUGUCACUGCGGUUAUGGGCAGCAUCCUUCCGUUCAUGGACUGGUUCGACCGCCAUCACAACCGGCUCUGGCGAUUGGCGUUUUUCAUUUCGUUGGCGUGCGUGACCGCCAUUCCAUUGCUUACCUAUUGGACUCUUGAGGGUUCGGCCAAGAUGCUCCAUUUCCUUUGUUCGUGUUGCUCUGCCAUUACAGGAGCAAACUUGCUGAUGCCGUGCCCCAGUGCCCGCCUUACCGACCGCCGGAUGGAUCAUCUUCGGUGCAUUGCUCUAUGCCGCCCACGUCCCCGAAAGAUUUAUCGACCCAUCCAAAGAUCUGGCGCGUUUCAUGUGUGCACUGGGUGCUACAUCUCAUGCUCUGUGGCAUGUGUGUAUAGUCGUUGGGUUGGCCCAUUGGCAAGGCGCAUUGCGUUUCUGGUCAAUUGGCUGUCAAUAGACAUCGAUUCGAAAUCAGGAUGCUCAUACUGUAUACAUAGUCAUACCCUCUGAGCUCUAAUAUCUAUAUAAUGAUGUAUUGAUUUAUUAUAGUCUAGUUUUUGGGCUUGUGCAGUACGAUACAUUCUGUGGCAAUUCUUCCUGCCGACUGCCAGCAAUCAUUCGCAGGUUAGUGACAGCAGUAGAAGUGGUCCAAACGAGAACUUGCCGUGGGACAUCGCGCAGCGGCGCAACAGCAGACUCCGAGUCACAAAUUACAGCUCAUGAUUAAUCAUUAGCGACAAGGUUCCUUGAGCUCCGCGUCCGGGUACAGGUGUUCAUCAUGUUUCAGCCUGGGUAUCCUCGCAGGCAUAGGAAAAUUCACUAGCCUCGUUGCAACAGUAAAUUUGGAUUGCGAACAGAGAGCUUUUCCGCUUGCAGUCUGAAAUGAUUUUCAAACUGGCAGACAGCACUUGGAAUUCAGUUAGCCGCCGGUGCUCGCACAU